Mya arenaria is the source of this 4856-nucleotide messenger RNA. Its product is annotated as flap endonuclease GEN homolog 1-like. Gene Ontology annotation, molecular function: 5'-flap endonuclease activity. The record is from RefSeq and is a predicted model, not a curated record. The transcript has 12 exons. Lineage: Eukaryota; Metazoa; Mollusca; Bivalvia; Myida; Myidae. The coding region runs from base 332 to 2137 and encodes 601 amino acids.
UUUACAAUACAAAUUACGAUGUUUUCAGAAAAUCUUCUUUUAUUUAUUUCUGAAAACUGGGAGAAGUCUCAGAUGAAAAUGAAAUCAUGAUAAUUCUAUGACGUUUUCGUCGAUGUGUAAAUAGGCAAAUACCGUGAAGUAAUUUUAAUGGGAUCUGAUCAAAAUUUAUAUUCUUCUUUAAUGAAUUGAUUCUUCUUAAAUUGUGUGGUGUUGAUUUUUGAUGAAGAAUACAAGUACUCAAAAAUCGAAAGAGUAUUUUAAUUAUUAAAGCGAGAACAUUUGAAAAACUACUCUGAUCUUCCUCAUUAAGGUAAAAGUAAUUUUAUUAGUUAUGGGUGUGCAUGGCUUGUGGGAUGUUCUGGAGCCAGCGGGAGAGAAGGAUGUCUUGGUAACUAUUCUCAAGGGCAAGAUUGUGGCAGUCGACCUUGGUGUCUGGAUAAUGGAAGCCAGUGGAUUGCGGGUCAACAAGACUUACGACUUGCAUACAAGAACAAUAUUUUAUCGCACUCUGUUCUUGCUGAGCCAUGGUGUAAGAUUGGUGUUUGUGUUUGAUGGACAGGCACCGGAUGUUAAACAACAGACACUCCGCAAACGCCAGCAGGCAGCUGGGUCCUCUUCAGUUAACUGUGAAAGACAGAUUUUCUCCAAGCUAAUGACACGGUGUGAGAAACUAGGGAAGAGUCUGGGGAUUCCAUGUAUUCAGAGCCCUGGAGAGGGGGAGGCCAUGUGUGCAUUCCUUGACAAGACUGGGUUGGUAGAUGGGACCUUCACCCAUGACAGCGAUUACUUCUGCUAUGGUGGAAAAACAAUGUACAGGCUUCAUAGCAAGGAAAACAAGUCGUACAAGAUGGAUGUGUAUACAUCAAGUGGUAUAGAGGCUGCCCUGGGCCUGUGUCAGGAUGACAUGGUUGGGCUGGCCCUCCUGUUGGGGUGUGACUAUGACCUGCAGGGGGUACCAGGAGUAGGUGGAAAAAAGGCACUGGCCCUUUGUAAAGCACUUAAGGAUCGGGGAAUUGACUUUCUGAACAGACUGAGGAGCUGGACAACAAACAGUGAGCUAGAUGACAUAGAAAGGAAACUCGAUCAAGCACCUGAACGUAAUCCCCACUGUAAAAGAUGUGAACAUUUGGGUAAGAGAAGCACACAUGAGAAAAGUGGGUGUUCUAUAUGUCGCACCGAGUCUAGCUGUCUGGAGUCAUGUGACAGGAAGUGUCCAUGUGACUGGCACAACCACCACAGCUUCCAACAGGAACACAAGCUGGAGAUCUCAAUCAGGUCAAAGGCCUGCAACUCUGGCAGUAAAUUUCCUAAGGAGGAGGUUAUCACCGAGUUCAAGAGUGCAGACAGUCUUGAUGUCGACCAAACCCAGCUGGCCCCAUGGGGUAUGGAUAUUGCGGCCCUGUCAGUGUGCAUGGGAUGGAAUCAGGAGAAAGUUCUAAAGAACAUUGUGCCUGUUGUGAUACUGUAUCAGCUGCAUGGAAUAUGUGAGGACUGGGACACCAUGUUUACCCCUGUCAGAAUACAGGGGGCCUGUAAAGACAACCAUGUUGAAUGUUAUGAAGUGGAGUGGGAUAAAACUGACAAGAAUACGUGGGCUGGUGAGCUAUAUGCCACUGAUGUGAAGGUGAAGAUCAGCAAACAGCUGUUCUCAGACAAGUUUCCAGCUAUGGUGAAACAUUAUGAACAGGCAAUUGCUGACAGCAAGAAGAAAAAAUCUACAUCUGGAAAAAGGAAGAGGAAGAUGGCUGAGGAUCCUGCUCAGUCCAGAUCCCUUGCCAUUAAAGAUGUUAGGAGAAAGUUGGAGCCAGAAUUUGGCCAGGUUGUGGCCACGGAUAAAGGGGGCAGCUCAGGUCUAGUUCGGGCGGGGUCCAGCCUGGAAGGCAUUUUUAGAGCUCAACAGAGGAGCCCAGCAAAUCAAAGCAUGACCAGCAAGUCAAGGAGAAAACAGAAAAGAAAGGACCCUUGUGUAGGCACGAAUACUUUGCAUAAAUUCUUUAAAUCCUCCAGUACACAACAGGAGAGGGAAACUGCAUCCAGUAGGAAACAUGCCCGAGUAGAGAAUAACACGAUGACAAAGAUUAAAGACAGUCGGGGGAAAAAGUCCCCAACCAAAGAAGUUUUCAAAAUGUCUAAUUGAUGUAGCAUCCGUUAAAGAAAUGGGAUUUCUUUAUGACUUGUUAUUACAUUUUACUUAUAUUUAUCAUGAUUUUUUUCAUUUACUAAUAGGUUCAUUUGUUGUGGAUUUUUUGCUGUUAAUUGAUACAUUUUUUUUUGGUUAUUCUUACAAAAAGAUUGCGAAAAUAUUCGAAAAGAAUAAUCAUGCUUUUGAAACAUGUCAAAUGUACAUGAAAUUAUAUAAAUAAGAUCAUUUUAAUUUUGUUGACAAUUAAUGAACAGUAACAAAAGCUGUACAAAGAUAACAUAUUAAUGAGAAAUAUAUACCAGGGAAUAUAUUUUUUGUUAGACCUCAAUUAUUUUUGUAAUGUCUGAAAAAAGUGACAACCCAUAAACCCCUUUUUCUAGCAUUAAAGUACUGCUCGAAUAUCAUGUAAAUACAUGUCAUUUCUCAAUCUCAACUUAUUUCUCCACAUGUUUUACAUAUUUUUAAAAUUCUCAUAUGUGUAUCAUACAAUAUUAUGUUGAUAAACAUCAUUGCUUAACAUUCUGAAGGAAAAAAAAUAUGCUUUACAUUUGACUCAAUAAUAGCAAAAUUGAACUCAAUUGAUUUACCAUAUUAUACAGUGUAAUUGACGCUAGAAUAGAUACAACGCAGGCAACAAAAAUGGUGUAAAAACGGGUAAAGCCCUUAAUACCAAAGAUAGGACACAGUGGAAAAAUGUCAAAAUCGGAGCUGAAACAUCACCAGCCACUAUAUUUGUUUUGACAACUUAUUUUGGUACCGUGAAAAUGGCAAAGGUCAAUCUAAGCCUUGCGAUAUUAAAAAGCAAAAUCAUAUUUUUCAGCUCUGAUUUUGACAUUUUUCCACUGUAAAUUGUUUGCCUGCGUCCUAUCUAGUCUGGUUUCUUAAUCACAGUAUAAUACAGUAUGCAUAGUUUAUGGCCUAAUUGAAAUAUCAUACAAUAAUUUUUGCCAUAAAGUAUUUAACUAUAAAUAUACUAUUUAUUUAAGACCAUUAAGGAAACAGAACAAUGCAUUUCAUUUUACAUUAUAUUUAAGGUUCAAAUAGUGAUCUCAUUUGAGAAAAGGCUUUGGUAUUUAUAGUGGUGUUGGCUUGUCGUGAAGAUUAAAAAAAUACUUUUUUUUUUUAAUUUUAAUAUUGUUCUUUUACAUAUUUGUGACAUUUUAGAUCUUUACAUAUUUAUGGUGCUACCAAUUUUAAAAAUCCAUUUAUACAAACCUGUUAGUAACAUCACUAUUGAAUUGUAUUUUCUUAAACUAUUUAGUUUUAUUGAUUUCAAAAAUAACAUGUAAGGAAAAUGUUUCACAAAUAUGGCAGCUGUUUUUUAAACGAAUCACAUUUUAACUUCCUAUCACAUGGAACAAAUUUUGACAGCUUUAUAGCUGAAUUCUAGCACUGUGCCUGUAUGUGUGUUUGUACGGAAGUAUUGAUUCAGUAGGAAUUCAUAUUGCAUGGUCAAAUUAUUGGUUUGCAAGUGUCUUAGGUCAGAAAAUACUUUAUUUUGUGGCUUAUUUACCAACUCUUCAAUAAUUAUUGUACAGCUUUUAAUUGAUUUCCUUAACAAUUACAAGAAAUGAACAACAAAACAGCGACUUCAGCCUCUAAGAAUUUUUUUAUAAUACAUCUUCAUUCUUGGAGAUGCUGUUCUUGGCGUAAUGUUGAGUAAAAAUAUUUCUUUAUUUACAAUCAUUUGGUUGUUCGAUAUAUAGGUAAAGCAAGUCGAAUUUAAAAUUACUCCUGACACCCAAAACAUUUGUCUUCUUUCGUCAUUUAUUAAAAUUAAAGCAUAUUAUGUACAACACUUUUAUUGUAUUCUGUGUGAUGGCAUACCCAAUAUUUAAAUCCACUUUUUGGGUACUUGUUAAGCGCUUUGUUGUAUAAACAUAUAUUUACCACUUACACGAAAAAUGCUACAUUUGUAUACUUUAAUGGGACACACAUAGCUUUACAUGCAUACUGUUGUAUAAGCUCCAUAAAUUGUUGCCUUUCUACUUUCAUACAGGGAGUAUAUUCAUGUCAACCUUUUUGAAAAAAAAGCUUAUUUUGAAAACUGAUGAAAAUUUUGGUUUGACUUUAAAGUGAAAUAAUUGUCUGUUUUCCCAUAAUAGCUCCAGCAGCACCCUUGCCAGUUUUUGUUGUCACCUGGUGUGAGACGAAAAUUCCAAAAUAACUGAAGCCAUUUACUACUUUAAUGUUUUAUUGUUAACAAAACCAUUUAUGAUCUUCUGUUCGGAAAUUAACGUCCUCCAAUUUAUCUUUUUUCAGCAAUAAUCAAACAGAUUAUUGUUUUAAAAUGUUAUGUUUGUUUUUUGUCUGUUAAUUGUGGCUAUUCUGAUUUUAAUGCUUUCUUUAAUAGCUUUUAUAUACAUGUGUGCCAACUGCCAAGUCAAGCUAAGUUUAAAAACAUUGUUUAUGUUACCUUGCAAGUUGGGGGAUAGAUUUCGGACAUUAAGUAAGGUUUUAUACAAUUGACCACAGGAAGUUAAAAGAAUGUCCAAUAUCUGCUCUCCAACUGUUCUGUUUCUAAAGAACUCUUGUUAGUGAUUGAUAUUAUUUAUUAAAAUCUCAACUUUGCAUGACCAUGUACAUUGACUGUAUUUCUCACAAAAUUUAUGUAAUUUAGAUAUUUAUCAUUUAGUUGUGCAUGUUUUAUAUAAUUUAUAUGUUUGUAAUUGUUAUAUAGUCGUAAAAAUAAUUAAAAAAUAAAUGAAAUGAA